ACCGAGCGAAACGAAAAAUAAACAAGGGCGAUUUUUAAAAAAUACCCCUACACAACGCAAGCGUAAAGGGAACGGUCGGUCGAAUCAAAUAAACAAAGCAGUUCGGUGACAAUCGGUCUAACAAUGUUUUUUCUCGCCGGCGCGCUUAAAAAUCGAUCGAUCUCAUCUCCCCGAGUAACAAUCAACAAAACAAUAUAAUAGAUACAAAUAAAACGGAUCUGGCAUGACUGGUGCGAGCAAUGGAUCUCAGAACGCAAAAAUUAGAACAGCAACGCCAAAUCAUGGAGCAGAAAAUGAAACAGAAGCGGUUAACCUCAGGCAUGGUCCUGGCGUCCGACGUGAAGAACGCAUCGGCCAAGAGCCGAGAUAGUAGCAGCGCUCGUAGGGAACUCCACUGUUAUGACGGCCCGUUGCAAUACGCUAUGGGGAGAGACCAGAACCCAGAUCAGGUCAUAUCAGUCAUGUCCAGUGUGGAUAGUAUGGAUGGUACUAUUGUCGAAGAUUUGACUACCAAUAACCUGACUGUCGGGGAUCUGAUGGAUAUCGAGGAUGACGAGUCAUCGCCUGUAGCGUCGACCCCCAAUGGAAACAGUGGUGUUUCUAUAAAUCCAAUCAACGAGCAGCCUAAUUUUGGAAAUGGACAAUCACUUGGGGCGGGCGAGGUCGAGGGCGACCUGAUCGGCGGCGAUGUCGAACGUUUCGUGCUUGAGCCGGCGCCCCUUAAGUCACUGUUCAAGUGCCGCAUCACGCGGGACAGAAAGGGGGUCGACCGCGGUCUCUAUCCCACCUACUUUCUGCACCUGGAGCGCGAGUACGGCAGGAGGGCGUUCCUGCUGGCGGCGCGUAAGCGCAAAAAAAGCGCGACCAGCAACUACUUGAUCAGUACCGAUCCCACCGAUUUGUCCCGCAAGGGGCCUUCGUUUGUGGGCAAGCUGCGCAGCAACCUUUUGGGCACUCAGUUUUCAGCUUGGGACGCCGGCGUCGGGCCCAGAGUCGGUACGGAUCUGGAGCGGCGUCCUAGACAGGAACUCGCCGCCAUCAUUUACGACACGAACGUGUUGGGUUUCAAGGGGCCGCGAAAAAUGACGGUGCUGGUGCCGGGAAUGGCCGAAGGACGUCGCGUUCCUGUGUGCCCGCGGGAAAACUCCGAGACGAUGGUGGAACUGUGGCGGGCUGGCCGCGCAGAUCACCUCGUCGAAUUGCACAACAAGACGCCCGUAUGGAACGAUGACACGCAGUCGUACGUGUUGAAUUUUCACGGACGCGUUACCCAGGCGUCUGUCAAGAAUUUCCAAAUCGUACACGACAGCGACCCCGAGUACGUGGUGAUGCAGUUCGGCCGCGUCGCCGAAGACGUCUUCACCAUGGACUACAGGUAUCCGUUGUGCGCGCUCCAGGCCUUCGCCGUGGCGCUGAGCAGCUUCGACGGGAAACUGGCAUGCGAGUAAUACGCCCCCCGUGGUGACCCGCGGUAGUAAGCGCUUACCUCCCACGCCCCCGUCACGCCGUUCGAGAAUCUCGUAUUUGAUGAUAUUUGUAUACGUCUUUCUCUCUAUUUCUGCAGUAUUAUUUUUUUUUUAUCGAGGGGGGUUGUAGGUUUUUUAUUAUAUAUACACCAAGACGGAAGCCCUACUCAUUUAAUCAAAGGCUUUUCGAUGCAUUUUGAAUUGCCAUUGUUUUCAUUUUGAAAAUUUGACUAUAUCCGCGAUCGUCGCAAAAAGACACUCUCAAAAUUUUCACCAAAAAAUACGAUAUUGCGUAUUUUUUGCUAUAUUGAAGUGCAUUUUUCAUAUUUUUUUUUAUUUUUUUUUGUUUUAAAAUUUGACUACGCCACUGGAUCCAUAAUUUUUGCUAAAGGACACGUGUUACUUUUGAGAUACCCAGACAAUUAAAUAAGCGCCGUUUUACCAUAGUUUUAGGUAGUAUAGGGUGAGCAAAUUUGAGGUUAGGAAGUAAAUGGGUUUAAGAGUACACUUUUUGUCGACAAACUCUGACAUAUAUAAAGUAGAAAUGUAGCAGUUAAUAAUGAAAUAUGAUGUCCGGCAAACCUCCACCUCUAGCAUGUCGGCCUUUUUCGCAAAAUUUUGAACCAUAUUUUGCAAUAAAGCUUCCCUUAUCCGGCCAAUGCUUCAGUGAAUUUCUUCUUUCAGAGCGUCAGUUGUUUGUGGUUUGUUCACGUAAAUUCGGUUUUUCAAAUGGCACUCGAAAAAGUACGUCAUUGGUAUCAAAUCACAUCAUCAACCUCCGUGCAGUCAGUUUCUUUGGAUGUAAGUUGAAGUUGAACUGUUGAACGUUAUAAGCGUGAAGUAGCGGAUGAUGAUGGCCAAUUGUUGCGAACUUCGAGGAGUUGAUGUUUCAGGCUUGAUUAUGAGGAGAGCUGCCCGAAUUUUACGAAGUGACAGUAAAAUUUUCACCAUUUUGAUAGUAAAUUUUCACAGCCCGUUUACUUUCUAACCUCAAAUUUGUCCAUCUCAUAUUUUUUCGAAACUUUCACCACGAUCGGGGUGCUUGGAUGCCCAACAAAAGAAAAACAAUUCGGAAAACGCGGAUUUUAGGGGUACCGUCUUGUCGUGUCGUAUACCUUUUCGUUGGGAGCAAAAAAUCUCGAAAACGAAAAUGGGCGGCCCAUCCUAUUGGGAUUUCAAGGUAAGCGUUAUGCCACCUAGUGGUCAAAUGUUAAACCAUUCGCUAGUACAUUAUAGGUAUUGAUUUAUUAUGAUUUUGGUGGACGUUUUGUGACUGUUGGGCUUUAAUCUAAUUUUUGCUUGCAAAGAAGUAUGGUUUGUUGUUUUUAAGUGGUGGAGGGCAAUUCCUAAUAUUUUUGACGUAUUUUGUUUUGAUGUCAUCCACAGCUGUUGUGUAUCUAAAUAUCACACAUACAGCAGGUGACCAAACAGUUUAUAUGGAAACCAAACCUGGACAAAAAUUCAUCAAAAUCAUUGUCCCAAUAUUUAAUAACAAAUUACUUCAUACUUUUAUGACUCGAUACCUAGUGAAAAGUAAAAGAAUUGCGGAAAUAUUUUUUUUAAUAAGACCCUUUUUAUUUUUAUUUAUUAUUAUUAACAAUUUAAUAUAAUUUUUAGUACCUUAAAUUAACCGAUGUCACAAAAACAAAACUUAACUGUCCUUUCUUAUUUCUCCGUUUUUUUUUUUCUUUCUUUUACACCGCCCAUUAACAACUACUGAGCCUAUAUUUCAGUGUACUACACAAUGGUUCAAACGACCACCGUUGUCGCGCUGCGACCUUAAUUUGAAAUCCUAAUUUAUUAAAUGGUCAUGUGUUGCAUUAAUUUUUCGCGCCGACAAAAAGGUUUACAUUUUUGACAUAUUUUAUAACGCCCGGGAAUCAUGGGAAAAAGUCCGGAGCCUCCUGCGGACUUCUCCUCCCCUUCUGUGUGUAGACGCGCACACGUUAGUUUUUAUCGUGCGCACUAUUGGUCAUAUCGUAUGUUGGGUCGAAUUGAUCGGCAGCCUUAUAUAAUUUGCCUUGUACCGCAAUCGAAUUGACCGUGCGGAGGCCGUCGAAUCGAUUGGUGUAUGGUAGUUUUCGUAUCGAUGUUUCACGAAUCGAGGCCGAACAACAUCGAUGGCGGAUAGACAUUUCGGAGCGAACAUUCGAAUUGAAAUUUGCACACAGGGUGUAUAAAAGAUUUUACUGUAUUAGCGUAUUUAUUGUAAGCAUUGUAACGAAAAAAAAAAGUGUGUUUUCCGUUCCUAUUUCUGACUGCGCCGUCCGCGCACCUUAGAAAUUAAGUAAAUUGUACGGCGAACAAUAGGGUUUCUGAAAAUUAUAAAGUAUUGUCGGAAAGACUCCAAUUUUGCCUUGUUGACCUAUCAUCGACAUUUUUCGGGUCGAGGGGACUUUGUUUACUAUGAUCAUUUACCUAUUUUUGUACAAAUAAAAUAAUGUAAUAUGU
Messenger RNA from Cylas formicarius (sweet potato weevil), 3917 nucleotides. RefSeq names its product protein king tubby (gene ktub). The transcript has 4 exons. Gene Ontology annotation, cellular component: cilium. Gene Ontology annotation, biological process: protein localization to cilium. The record is from RefSeq and is a predicted model, not a curated record. Bases 240 to 1448 code for a protein of 402 amino acids. NCBI's taxonomy places the organism in Eukaryota, Metazoa, Arthropoda, Insecta, Coleoptera, Brentidae.